UCUGUCGCCCAGGCUGGAGUACAGUGGCGGCAGUUCAGCUCACUGCAACCUCUGCCUCCCGGGUUUAAGCGAUUCUCCUGCCUCAGCCUCCCGAGUAGCUGGGACUACAGGCAUACGCCACCACACCCAGCUAAUUUUUGUAUUUUUAGUAGAGACAGGGUUUCCCCAUGUUGACCAGGCUGGUUUUGAACUCCUGACCUCAGGUGAUCCACCUGCCUUGGCCUCCCAAAUUGCUAGGAUUACAGGCAUGAGCCACCACGCCCGGCCUAAAGAAAAAUUUUUAAAAAGAAGUGAUUUUAAUACAGCUUUUCACAUGAAUGAUGUUUGAGGUCUUGGCUAGGGACUCUAGAUAGCGGACCCUGACAUGAAGGCAAUCAGUUUAAAAGUAAGAAUUUGGCAAGAAUAAAAAAUUACUUGCUAAGGAAUAAAGGAGGCAAAAUUUUAUGUAAAUUCUUAGACUAUGUAGAAUCUUAAGACUAUGUAGAAUCACAGAAUUUCAAAUUAUUUCUAGAAAGUAUAAGAAAUUAUUCAUUCAACGAAUAUUUACUGAGUACUAGGAUAAUUUGGGGACCAACACAGAUAGGUCUCUGCUUUUAGGGCUCAUAUGAGGGGCCGUUAGGUAGUGGGGAACUAGGAACAAACAGGCAACCUCAGGAAGGUGAUGGCUGCCACAGUGGGAAGCACACCGUGGAUCUAGAUACCUAGGGGAUCACAGCAAGCCUUGUGGAGAAAACGACAUCCGAGUUCAAACUUGAAGGAUAAUUCUCAUUCAUUCAGUCUAUUCAUCUGACAGGUAAGAAAACUAAAGCUUAGAAUAUUUGUGGUUUACAUGGAACAAAUUAAUGGCAAGCCAAUCCCUUAGGUGGCUUGUUAUUCCUGGGUCUUGCCUUGAUUGCACGUUUCCUGAGCGCAGUAUCUUAAACUUUCAUCUUUCAUAGAACAAAGUAAGCGUUGAGUAAAUAAUUACUGAUAACUUUCAACCUGUUGACAAGGCUGACACCUAUCUGAAAAUGCAGGAAGUGCAUUUGCCUUUCAGUCCUUAGGAAUUUGCAGUCUACAGCAGUCAUUCAUUUUGGAGUUACUUGUAUUUCUGGUUCCUCAGUGGUGUGCUGAAUAUUGUCUUUCCAUCCACUACCAGCACGGGGGCGUGAUAUGCACACAGGUCCACAAGCAGACUGUGGUCCAGCUCGCCCUGCGGGUGGCGGAUGAAAUGGACGUUAACAUUGGUCAUGAGGUUGGCUACAUGAUCCCUUUCGAGAACUGCUGUACCAACGAAACAAUCCUGAGGUAUUGUACUGAUGAUAUGUUGCAAAGAGAAAUGAUGUCCAAUCCUUUUUUGGGUAGCUAUGGGGUCAUCAUCUUAGAUGAUAUUCAUGAAAGAAGCAUUGCAACUGAUGUGUUACUUGGACUUCUUAAAGAUAUUUUACUAGCAAGACCAGAACUGAAGCUCAUAAUUAACUCCUCACCUCACCUCAUCAGCAAACUCAAUUCUUAUUAUGGAAACGUGCCUCUCAUAGAAGUGAAAAAUAAACACCCCGUGGAGGUUGUGUACCUUAGUGAGGCUCAAAAGGAUUCUUUUGAGUCUAUUUUACGCCUUAUCUUUGAAAUUCACCACUCGGGUGAGAAAGGUGACAUUGUAGUCUUUCUGGCCUGUGAACAAGAUAUUGAGAAAGUCUGUGAAAUUGUCUAUCAAGGAUCUAACCUAAACCCAGAUCUUGGAGAACUGGUUGUUGUUCCUUUGUAUCCAAAAGAGAAAUGUUCAUUGUUCAAGCCACUCGAUGAAACAGAAAAAAGAUGCCAAGUUUAUCAAAGAAGAGUGGUGUUAACUACUAGCUCUGGAGAGUUUUUGAUCUGGAGUAACUCAGUCAAAUUUGUUAUCGAUGUGGGUGUGGAAAGAAGAAAGGUGUACAACCCGAGAAUAAGAGCAAACUCGCUCGUCAUGCAGCCCAUCAGCCAGAGCCAGGCAGAGAUACGCAAGCAGAUUCUUGGCUCAUCUUCUUCAGGAAAAUUUUUCUGCCUGUACACUGAAGAAUUUGCUUCCAAAGACAUGACGCCACUUAAGCCGGCAGAAAUGCAGGAAGCCAACCUAACAAGCAUGGUGCUUUUUAUGAAGAGGAUAGACAUUGCGGGCCUAGGCCACUGUGACUUCAUGAACAGACCAGCACCAGAAAGUUUGAUGCAGGCAUUGGAAGACUUAGAUUAUCUGGCAGCACUGGAUAAUGAUGGCAAUCUUUCUGAAUUUGGAAUCAUCAUGUCAGAGUUUCCUCUUGAUCCACAACUCUCGAAGUCUAUCUUAGCGUCCUGUGAAUUUGACUGUGUAGAUGAAGUGUUAACAAUCGCUGCCAUGGUAACAGCUCCAAAUUGCUUUUCACAUGUGCCACAUGGAGCAGAAGAGGUUGCCUUGACGUGUUGGAAGACAUUUUUACAUCCUGAAGGAGAUCACUUUACCCUCAUCAGCAUUUAUAAGGCCUACCAAGAUACAACUCUGAAUUCUAGCAGUGAGUACUGUGUUGAAAAGUGGUGUCAUGAUUACUUCCUCAAUUGUUCAGCACUCAGAAUGGCAGAUGUUAUUCGAGCUGAACUCUUAGAAAUUAUCAAGCGAAUCGAGCUUCCCUAUGCAGAACCUGCUUUUGGCUCCAAGGAAAACACUCUAAACAUAAAGAAAGCUCUUCUGUCCGGUUACUUUAUGCAGAUUGCUCGGGAUGUUGAUGGAUCAGGUAACUACUUAAUGCUGACACAUAAGCAGGUUGCUCAGCUGCAUCCCCUGUCUGGUUACUCAAUCACCAAGAAGAUGCCAGAGUGGGUCCUCUUCCAUAAAUUCAGCAUUUCUGAGAACAACUACAUCAGGAUUACCUCAGAAAUCUCUCCUGAACUAUUUAUGCAACUGGUACCACAAUACUAUUUCAGUAAUCUGCCUCCUAGUGAAAGUAAAGAUAUUCUACAGCAAGUAAUGGAUCACCUAUCCCCUAUGUCAACAAUGAAUAAGGAACAGAAAAUGUGUGAGACGUGCCCUGAAACUGCUGAACAGAGAUGCACUCUCCAGUGACUCCUCAGCAAACACAAGGUGCAGUAGGGUCCCAAAGGUAGCUGGAUGGCUGAACUGCUGGAGAUGGGAGAUACGUGACAUGAAGACGGAUUUCACACCCACAGGACAGUCUUGAAGAAAAUAACACUGUGUAUAUUAUUUUAAAAUAAAAAAUAGAAGUUUUUAUUGAGUUCUUUAAAUUACUACUUCACGUUUUUCUUCUUCUUGGAAAAGUUUUUAAAUCAACCACUCAUAAUUUGACCAAAAUUUUAAAAAACUGGUAUUUUGCAAAUGUGUCACAGACACAUGGGACAGAACCCCACUUUUUGUAGAGGACCUUAAUCUGAAUAAAGUCUGAGUUUUUCAGUAAA
Symphalangus syndactylus (siamang) is the source of this 3396-nucleotide messenger RNA. It is a transcript of the gene DHX32, whose product is annotated as DEAH-box helicase 32 (putative). Gene Ontology annotation, cellular component: spliceosomal complex; intracellular anatomical structure. Gene Ontology annotation, molecular function: RNA binding; helicase activity. Lineage: Eukaryota; Metazoa; Chordata; Mammalia; Primates; Hylobatidae. The record is from RefSeq and is a predicted model, not a curated record.